Caretta caretta (loggerhead turtle) is the source of this 5043-nucleotide messenger RNA. It is a transcript of the gene SLC38A11, whose product is annotated as solute carrier family 38 member 11. NCBI's taxonomy places the organism in Eukaryota, Metazoa, Chordata, Testudines, Cheloniidae. Gene Ontology annotation, molecular function: L-amino acid transmembrane transporter activity. Gene Ontology annotation, cellular component: membrane. The record is from RefSeq and is a predicted model, not a curated record. Gene Ontology annotation, biological process: amino acid transmembrane transport.
AGCUCCCGCGCGGCACGUGGCCUUGGAGCCCGCCGCGGGCCCGCAGCUCGGUGUCGCGGCUGCCGGCAGGCUCUGGGCAGGGCAGCCAGUCAGCGCAGUCAGGGGCGCCCUUGGGCAGCCGCAGACGGGACUCCCGGCAGGACCGCCGGCUGCUGCUCCUCCGGGAGCCUGGCUCCUCCGUCGCCCCGCGAUGGAGCAGCACACCAGGCGGGAGCGCCCGCUGCCAAGCCCUGCUCACCAGAUAGAAACAGAUGACAGAACGGCCUUGGUUUGUAAGCCUAGGACUAAAGGAGGAAACAGUGAUCUCCCAUCAGCUGGUUUUAAUGUUAUCAACUCUAUCAUAGGAUCGGGAAUAAUAGGACUGCCUUAUUCAAUGAAGCAAGCUGGUUUUCCAUUAGGAAUAUUGCUUUUAGUUGGUGUUGCCUAUAUCACAGAUUAUUCCAUUAUAUUACUGAUUAAAGGAGGAAACCUCUCUGGUACGAACAGCUACCAGGAACUGGUCAAUAAAUCAUAUGGUUUUAUAGGAUAUCUAAUUCUCUCAACACUACAGUUUUUAUAUCCAUUUAUUGCUAUGAUUAGUUACAACAUAAUAACAGGAGACACUUUGACUAAAGUUUUUCAAACAAUUCCUGGAGUUGGUCCAGAUAACUUACUUACUUACCGCCAAGUCAUUAUUCUGUGUAUUACCAUCAUCUUUACCCUGCCUAUGUCUCUCUAUCGUGACAUAGCAAAACUGGCAAAGGUAUCUUUUAUUUCUCUGAUUUUAACCACUGUAAUCCUGGUCAUUGUGAUGAUAAGGACGACAACCCUUGGCCCACUAGUACCCAAAACAGAGUCUGCCUGGAUAUUUGCGAAGUCUAAUGCAAUACAAGCCAUUGGGGUGAUGUCAUUUGCAUUCGUUUGCCAUCAUAACAGCUUUUUAAUCUAUGGCUCUUUGGAAGAACCCACUCUGAGUAACUGGUCUCGCAUCACUCAUGUGUCUGUCUCACUCGCUCUGUUUAUCAGUGUGCUGUUUGCUGUAUGUGGAUAUGUGACAUUUACUGGUUACACAGAAGGAGAUAUAUUUGAAAACUAUUGCAGAGACGAUGAUCUUGCUACAUUUGGAAGGUUUUGCUAUGGAGUCACUAUAAUCCUGACUUUCCCCAUUGAAUGUUUUGUGACUAGAGAAGUAAUUGCCAAUGUGUUUUUCAGUGGGACCCUUACUACCAUUCUCCAUGUUGCUGUGACAGUAAUUGUUGUUGCUGUAGCCACAAGCAUAUCUUUAGUGUAUGAUUGCCUUGGAAUAGUUUUAGAGCUGAACGGGAUUCUCAGUGCUACGCCACUUGUUUUUAUCAUCCCAACAGCAUGUUAUCUGAAGCUGUCUGAAGAGAGAUGGAACCAUUCAGAUAACCUAAUAUCCGGCCUGAUUCUUACUGUUGGUGUGUUAGUGAUGACAGUUGGAUUUGUUAUGACUAUCUUGCAUCCCCAAGAAUGUAGCCAUGGAAAAGAAAUGUUCUACUGCUUCCCUCAUAAUGCCUCUCUUUACAACAGUACACUUCCGCCUUUUUAGCUAACUUGCCAGUUCUGAGUCUAAAGGGCCUGUCAGUCAGUCCAUACUACUUUAAGUAUGACUGGGACAGAGUCCUCUUAUGUUUUCAUACUGACUAAGAAUCUUAAACUGUACACUAUAUUUGUGUAUCGUGUUUUAUGCUAUUGUCUUUUUCUAGAUGAGAAUUAAGCUUUGACUUUUAAGAUUGUGAAAUGCUUUAAAGUGCAUUACAUCAAACCUGACUAUUCAGUAGAGCCUCACUAAAUUGGAUGAAUAACUCAAAAAUCAAUGCUAAGGAUGUAAUUUUGCAAAUUAGUAAUCAAAUACAAUUAAAAAACAUAGAUUAGGCAUCUCAAAGCCCUGGUCUACACUAGGACUUUAGGUCAAAUUUAGCAGCGUUAAAUCGAUGUAAACCUGCACCCGUCCACACGAUGAAUCCCUUUAUUUCGACUUAACGGGCUCUUAAAAUCGAUUUCCUUACUCCACCCCGACAAGUGGAUUAGCGCUUACAUCGGCCUUGCCGGGUCGAAUUUGGGGUACUGUGGACACAAUUCGACGGUAUUGGCCUCCGGGAGCUAUCCCAGAGUGCUCCAUUGUGACUGCUCUGGACAGCACUCUCAACUCAGAUGCACGAUUGUUUGCCGUUGCUCUGAUGCAGGGAGGGGCGACUGACGACAUGGCUUACAGGGUUGUCUUACAGGGAGUUAAAAUCAACAAAGGGGGUGGCUUUACAUCAAGGAGUAUUUCAGGCAGGACUUCACGGCGGGUUCCAAUAAGAAAUGGUGCACCUAAGUUAUUGUUCUUAUUGGAACAAGGAUGUUAGUCUGGCCUCUGAUUGAUACAUGGCUAGAUUUACCUCGCUGCACCUUCUCUGUGAGUGACUGGAGUGUGACCUAGAGGAAUGAGUCCCCUAGACGGGGGUGGGCGGAGGGUUUGCAAAUGAGUACAAAACAAAUCUGGUCUAUUUCUUGUUUUGAUACACUCCAUCUAUCUUUUACAUCUUUGGCUGGCAGCAGACGGUGCAGAAGGACUGCAUGCCAUCCACAUCUCAUGGCUGCUCGGCAGAAGAUAGUACAAUAGGACUGCUAGCCAGCCUCAUCUCUUGCCUGCCCGGCAGAAGAUGAUGCAAUAGGACUGCUAGCAAUCCGUAUCACCUGCCUGCUCACCAUAAGACGGUUCAAUAGGACUGACUGCAGGACUAAAGAGAAUGACCUGGUCAAGUCACUCCAAAUUUAGUCCCUGCGCCCAUGUCUGCCCAGGCGCUCCUGAUCGACCUCACAGAGGUAACCAGGAGCACCUCGGACAUGACGAUGACGGCUACCAGUCCUAUUGCACCGUCUGCUGCCACAAGGCAAUGGGUUGCUGCUGCUGUGUAGCAAUGCAGUACCGCGUCUGCCAGCACCCAGGAGACAUACGGUGACAGUGAGCUGAGCGGGCUCCAUGCUUGCCGUGGUAUGGCGUCUGCACAGAUAACUCAGGAAAAAAGGCGCGAAACGAUUGUCUGCCUUUGCUUUCACGGAGGGAGGGAGGGAACGGGGGCCUGACGAUAUGUACCCAGAACCACCCGUGACAAUGUUUUAGCCCCAUCAGGCAUUGGGAUCUCAACCCAGAAUUCCAAUGGGCAGCGGAGACUGCGGGAACUGUGGGAUAGCUACCCACAGUGCAACACUCCGGAAGUCGACUCUAGCCUCGGUACUGUGGAAGCACUCCGCCGAGUUAAUGCACUUAGAGCAUUUUCUGUGGGGACACACACACUCGAAUAUAUAAAACCGAUUUCUAAAAAACCGACUUCUAUACAUUCGACCUAAUUUCGUAGUGUAGACAUACCCAAAGUGUACUUUCUCUAGUCCUUUAACAAAUGGAGUUUUAGUUUUAAUUACUUUUGGUAACUCUUCACAGAAUACUAGUAAACGUACUCUAGUAUAUUUUCUAAAAGCUCUGAAACUAUAUUAUUAAGAGACCUAACCAUAGCACUCUGCUAUUAAAUUUUUGCUGAGAAGUGGGGAUAGCCCUGUGAAUGUUGUCUGUGAUUUGUAGUGUAUCUAGUGUAUUAGAGUGAAAAUCACCUUCGGGCAGAGGGCCAAUUCAAAUGCAAGACUUGUGCAUUUAAAUACUCAAAAUAGGGUUUAAGUGGGAUUUUUGUUGUGCCCAGACUGUGUUGGUUCUCUAUUGAAUAGUGAAUUACAAGGUUGUUUGCUGUGUUUUUAUUAAAAGGAUUUUAUAUGAAUAAAAUAGCAUUGGUAUUUUUUAAGAUGACUCGAAGAGAUAGCCUGCUUUUAAAACCAUCACUAUGAGAUUGACAGAAUAGAAAUUGUAAUUUACAGGAAUCAUAAUUUACCUUAAAUUAAUAAGUGAACUUAUUGCUUAUGAAACCUGAUGGUGAUAAUGCUGUAGUUUCAGCAGGUGCUGUCUGAUAUUCCCCAUGGAGUUCUGCUAGUGAACUGAAAUCUCAAAUUCCAUGUCUCUUCAGUACAUUCCAUUUGUUCAGCAGAACUCUACCCUGUCUGAAACAAAUGGCAGAAUCCUAUAAAUGCCCAAGCGCACUUCCACUUAGAGGGUUUAUAUCAAGGUCGAUAGAAGACUAGUCAACUAAGAAUUCACUUGUAAAUAAUGUGAAGGAUGAGCCUGGCUCCCCAUUUUAUUGCUGAGCACUUGUGUUUUCCAUCCAGAUCAAAUAGUUUGAUCACCUUCUUGGCUCAAUCUGUGUUUUCAUUAUCUUAAGGUCUUUAUGCUACCUCAGCCAGAGAUGCUUUGAUACUGCUCAACACUUUCAAACCUCAAUGCAUAAGUUAGGUUUUGAAAUCCAUAUCUAGACAGCUAAACAGGAGUGGUCUGAUUUUCAGAAUUGCUGAGCCCACCUGCAAGUCCCAUUGACUUCAAAAGAAAACCAGGUGACUUCUGAUCAGGAUGUAGGACCUAAUUUAGGCAUCCAGGUUUGAAAAUUUUGCCCACUGUCCUUAUUGCUUGAAAAACAAUUUCAAUCAAAACUUUUAACCCACAAGUUUACUAUUAUGGUAGAAGGCACUAGAUGUUGUUACACAUAGUUUUACAAGUUGUUUUUCUUAUUGUGUGAGCACUGUUCAGUCUCUGAAGAAAUCUUUAUACUGUAGUUAAUUUUGUAAUGUAGCUUCUUUGUGGGGAAGGUGGGAAGCUGUUGAAAGAAUCAGGGGAGUUUACACACUGCCUUAAGCUCCCUACCCAGAGUUGAUUUUUAGGACAGAAUUACUCCAUGAGAGCCAGGUAUUGGUGUUUUGGCUGAAAUUACUGAAGAGAGGAAUUGCCUACAUGCUUUUGUGACCUACCUCUAUUCCUGGACUGCUGUAUAGAGUGGAAAUAAAUAAGUUGCACUAAGAAAAUACACAUCCCCAGUGUUGCUCAACUUGAAAGGCCCUGACUUCUGCUAUCUCUUGGCAAAGAAUGACUUUAUGUAUCUUAGCAGUUUAGAUUCUGCCCUAUUGCUAAAUUUGUAUCUGAUUUUGUUUAGACUUUUCAAUAAAAGGAAUGUUCUCUGUUUU